GGACCUGCGGUUCCCUCUGCGAAGGGAUCCUUUGCGGCUCGCUGCUGGCUUGACCGCCGCCGGGUGCGCGGACAUAAAAGAUCCGAAGUACGUGGCAUGUGGCUUUAAAAAGCUUUUAAAGCAUGGAGUUAUACUUCUGUCUUUAUGAAAACACAUCGAUGCAGUCAUUCGUACGCAUCUAAAAAUACAAGCAAUUCUGCGCUGAUUGCUAAAGAGCACUUUCUGGUGGCAAAGGAAACACUCGCUAGGUCGGGAGCGGUUGAUGACACGGUUGAACUGAGUUGUCGAAACUCAUAGAAACUCCAAGCUGUAGAUCUGUAUUUUGCAUUGUGUGUCGAUUGCAUGUCAGUUGAAAAAUCGGAACAUCAUUCUGCAUGUACAUGAAAAGUUACUAAGUGUCACUGCGUGCGUGCAUAGGCGAAAGCCAGCUAGAUGCGUCUGUAGAUGAGAAUAUUUACAGCUACGCCGCCGCGCGACUCUGCCGGGUUGUUUAUUCAAGCUCCGCGCUGCUGGGAACCGGAGAAAGGCGGCUGGGCUGACAUCACUCGGGGCGGGGCCGCAAGUCCUAAGAAAAGUCUGUGGGGCGCGAGCCACGGCAGCUGUCUGGCACAGCCUCGCCAUGAACUGCUGCAGCUGCUCGGAGCCCCAGAUCCUCCGCGGCUCUGAGCAGCUAUUCCUGCAGCCCCUCUGGGACCGCCUGAGGACCUGGGAGGCCCUCAUCCAGUCGCCCUUCUUCCCGGUCAUCUUCUCCAUCACCACCUACGUGGGCUUCUGCCUGCCCUUCGUGGUGCUGGACGGCCUGUGCCCCUGGGUGCCCGAGCUGCGGCGCUACAAGAUCCACCCCAACUUCUCGCCGUCCGCGCGGCAGCUGCUGCCCUGCCUAGGACAGACGCUCUACCAGCACGUGGUGUUCGUGUUCCCCGCCACGCUGCUGCACUGGGCCCGCAGCCCGGCCCACCUGCCCCGCGAAGCUCCGGAGCUGCCCCAGCUGGUGCACCACGUCGUCUUGUGCCUGCUGCUCUUCGACACCGAGUUCUUCCUGUGGCACCUGCUGCACCACCGGGUGCCCUGGCUGUACCGCACCUUCCACAAGCUGCACCACCAGAACCCGUCCUCAUUCGCGCUGGCCACGCAGUACAUGAGCAUCUGGGAGCUGUUUUCCCUGGGCUUCUUCGACAUGGUGAACGUCACGCUGCUCGGGUGCCACCCGCUCACCGUCCUGACCUUCCACGUGCUCAACAUCUGGCUGUCGGUGGAGGACCACUCCGGCUACGACUUCCCUUGGUCCACUCACAGACUGGUGCCCUUCGGCUGGUACGGGGGCGUGGCGCACCACGACCUGCACCACACGCAGUUCAACUGCAACUUCGCCCCUUACUUCACUCACUGGGACAAAAUACUGGGAACCCUGCGCCCCGCGCCAGUGCCCGCGUCGUGAUGCCGCUGUGGUGGGUGCCUCUUUGCCUUUCACACUUGAAUCAGGAGAAACACACCUGAGCUAUAUUUUUUUAAAGCAACUAACUUAUUAACUGAAGAAAACUGUUAUAGAUAAAAUGUGAUGUAUUUUUGCAACUGACAAAGUAAUUUAUAUAAUGUUGUGUAUCAAUACAGUCAUAUUGUUGGUGUUAAAUUCUAGCUCACUUCAAUAGCCUUGAUUCCUGGUUAUAAAUGAGGCAUUUUCAUCGCUAGCAUAUUUAAAUCAUCUCUAAAAGGAUUUGUUUGUAGAAUAAGGAAUUCUUAGGCUUGAAAGUGCCCUAGAGCCUGACUAAAAGAACAUAUUUUUAUGGAAGAUCUUGACUUCUGACUCUAAAAACGAUGAAACAUGUUCCUGCUGGACAGUGACCAAGAUUAUAGCACUUUUUUUUUCUAUUUUUUUCAUAGAACUGUAUAUUUAUUUUGAAAGAAAUGUUAUUUGUGCUUUAAGAAAGAAAAAAUAAGAAUAUUAACCAAAUAAGUACUGGCUCCUGUUUCGCUGGCAUUUUGGCUGAUAGAAACUAAAGAGGGUGGAGGGAGCUGGGAUGGCAUCCAUCAGGCCUACCUCGGAAGAGUGGAAUCUGGUGGUGGGGCGUUUUGGGAGGAGUUGUAGGAGAGAAAGAGGCAGGAGGAGGGGUCUGUUUGUCUAUUUUGGUCUAGAGAUUUCACAGAGGGAAACACACUCUUGUUCUGAAUGCUUUUCAGCUGAUUUCUGCAUAACAGGCAAAUGAUAGAAUUCCUCUGUAAAGUUUUACAGAGAGAUUAACACAGGGCAAACAUUUGAUUACUGGGGGGAGGUGUUGGGGAAUGGACAGAAGUGGAGGAGUGCCUUGCUCUGAAACACUGGCAAGUCACAUAUUUCCACUAGAGCUGCUGCUGAAUACAGAAAGGGGUUCCGGGUAAGCCCCCCUCUUCGUGAAGCCAUGCUCAGCUAGCACAAAUGAUCAUCACAGCCUUACCUCUGCAAUCUGGAAUUUUUGUAUAUUCCGUUUUCUUAAUUAAGACAUACAUGCAACAUGUAUAACUCCUCCUCAAAAUAAACAACAGCAAAAAAAGUGAAAUUUGGCCUGAAUUUCUGGUUCCUCAUCCAUACAUAAAAGGAGGUGGUGUCCCAGAUGUUCUUGCAGAUUGCUUGUGACCAUAAAUGUCCGUAUUACUGACCACAUACCUGGCACCCGUCAUGCACCCCAUCUGGCUGCUGCCUAAUUGUUUUAACUUUGUUUGUGAAAUGUAGUUUAUAUCAUGCAAAGUUAAAAAUCAAAAUAAUUUAGACCGAAAACCAUAAAGAAUGGCAGCUUUGCAUACAAUCCUUGGCUCAUCAUAUAUGAACCAAACUAUCUUGUUUAAAGGUGACAAAUUCAUCUAAACACCUGGUCUCCACAGUCUGCCAAAUGAGACUCCUGGAAAAUGUCUUUAGGCCCUCCAGAUGUUUGGCAGAAUGCAGCUGGAAUGCCUGGCCACUCGGCCAACGUACUCAAGUGCCCUUUAAUGAGUGUGUUCCCUCAGUUUCUGGAUUGAAGUCACCUCAUGCUCUGUCCACAGCAGGGCUUAAAGAUGACAUUGAUUUAUAAAAGUGAAAGCCAUGAAAAGGGGAAAUGAGAGAUGAGGGGGAAAUGCCACAUUGGAGGGAGUGUAUUAUCAUCAUGCUACACAUGGUACCUGCAGAAAGAAGGCUGAACAGGCAAGGUGUGAAAUGUGUGGUACAACUAUUAGUUGUGAGCAGCUGCAGGCACUGUAAUCUUAGGUAUUGACAGGUUAUCACAGCUCACCUGCAUAAAACUGUAAAAAUGUGUCACGUUGACUCACCAUAGAAGGGAAUUUUAGAUUUGGGGCAAGUUGCAUACAUGGAAAGUAUUAGGAUUUAGAAAUACUUACCCCAAAUUGAUGUCUUUUAAGUUUUUAAUGGCUUGGGAGUUGAACUAGGGGAGUGGAAAGGAUGAGCAAUUUUGCAGAGAGUUUGAGAGCUUGUUAAUAAUAAUAAUAAUAAACAGUUCAUAUCUGCAUGCACCAUCACACAUUGUUUCACUUGCUGCUUACAACAACAGCCUAAGGGAUAUAGGAUAAUUAUCACCAUCAUCAUCAUCAUCAUUAAUCCUAUGUUAUGGAAGGAGGAUUGGUACCCACACAGAUUACAAAAUACUAAGAAUUGGAGCCAGUUGUCUCAAACUUAGGUCUUGUAGCAUAUAUUCUACUGCUCUUCUGAUAAUGCUUAUGAUAACCUUCUUAACUGCCAAAGAGAUGCAAACCCUGUGACACCAACAGCCUCUUUUAGUUGCUAGGGGCUGAGAGCCACUGUCCCUAAAACAAAGCAUUUCUAUUGCCUACUUGGCAUGGAUAUCCCCGGAUUCAAAACCUCUCCCUGGGCAGGGGAGAAAGGCAAGGAAGGUAGCCCUAGGCCAUCUACGCAGGACCUGGGGAAGCAGGAGGCAGGCCAAGGACUGCAUUUUCUAUAUCUCUCAUUGCACCUGUGCUAAGAGCACUACUGCUGCAGCCAGAUUACCUGAGUGGGAACCUGGGUCCUGGAUUUACUAGCUGAGUGACUUUGGACAAGUUACUUAUCCUCUAUGUGCUUCAGCUUCCUCAUCUGUGAAGAGGGGAUAAUCACAGAACCUCCCUCACAGAGCUGUUGCAAGGGAUUUUUGAGUUACUAGAUGCAAAGUGCUGGAUGGGUUGGAGGUCCUGGCCAUAUCAUGCUUGAUGUGACAGAUGCUUCCUGAUGUGAGUGCUGGACUGCAGUUCGGGGCUGUAACUUUUUGUCCACAAACAUGCUUGAGCUCUCUUGUCUUAUAGGGAACCAAAUAAAGUGAGUGUUUGAUCUCGGUUCAGUCAUAAGCUGCUUCGCCCAUUAUCCUUUCAAGGCAAAAGUUUUGGAAAGAGACAGAAGUCUGUGUUUAUUUGAUUCUACUUCCUUACCUCUGAAUCAUCCCACUCCCACCCCUUCCUGAACCUUUUCCUCUGGGUUCCCCACUAUUUAACAUCCUAAUUAUCAAAUAGAGUGAGCUUUAUUUCCCAGUAGUUUUUCAUCUCCUUGGCUUUUUCUUUUUCUUUUUUUCUUUUUUUUUUGGGGGGGGGGGUUUGGAGGUAUUUGUUUUUACUAAGCAGCCUCAUCUUAGAAUGUGGUUCUCACUUGGCUGUAGUGAGAUUUCUCUAAACUCCUUUCCUUCCUAAUUUCUCUAGCUGAUUCUUCUCCCUUCAGUGGCUCCUCUUUUGCCACCACAGGGAGGUAAGCCUCAAGGAGCUUCUCUUUUUAUUAAAAAAUAUCUAUAUUGUGUGUAAUGAAUAUCCUUCCUACCAUCUCCUAAUGUACUGUGUAAAUUUCCUACUGCAUUGCAUUCUACUAUGCACACACACAAUGUGUGCUC
Messenger RNA from Microcebus murinus (gray mouse lemur), 4835 nucleotides. RefSeq names its product cholesterol 25-hydroxylase (gene CH25H). Gene Ontology annotation, molecular function: iron ion binding; oxidoreductase activity. Gene Ontology annotation, biological process: lipid biosynthetic process. The record is from RefSeq and is a predicted model, not a curated record. NCBI's taxonomy places the organism in Eukaryota, Metazoa, Chordata, Mammalia, Primates, Cheirogaleidae.